UUUAACCCAGAAAAUAUAACAAAUAAAGCUGGUUUUAAAUUCUUGAUGCACAAAUUUAAACACUUUGACUUUUUUUUCAUGGGAAGAAGAACAAGGAACAUAUUGCUAACAUUGACGCUAUAUGCAACUCUACUCUUUACCACCUCCAAUGCCCAAGACAAGACUCCCUUAUUCGUGUUCGGCGAUUCGCUCUAUGAUGGCGGUAUGACCUUGUACAACGGUGUCGAGGGAGCCGGUGCCGAGUUUUGGCCUUAUGGUAUGACUUAUUUCAAGAGACCUGCUGGGAGGUAUAGUGAUGGUCGUGUAAUCCCAGAUUUCUUAGCUCAAUAUGUGGGUUUGCCAUUUUUGCGGCCAUAUUUGCAACCAGGGCUUGAGGACUUUACCCAAGGAAUUAAUUUUGCAUCUGCAAGUGCUUGUGUGCUGGUUGAAACUCGUCCAGGAACGAUAAAUUUGGCGAGGCAAAUGUACUAUUUCAACCAGAUGUUUCAUAGAUUGAAACUGCAAGUUGGAGAAUUUGAGGCCAAUAAGAUAAUAUCCAAAGCAGUUUACUUGUUUAACAUUGGAGGAAAUGACUUAUUUAGCCUUUUCGAGACAAAUAGGGGAGGAUUCCCUCUCUCCCCUUUUUUGAAGGGAGACUACGUGAACCAGAUACUUGGUAACCUUACCAAUCACAUUUACACAAUCUAUAGCCAAGGAGGAAGGAAGUUUGCGUUCCAAAACGUAGGACCUAUUGGGUGCAUGCCAUCAAUGAAGUCUAUGCUACACUAUGAUGGAAGUUGUCUCGAGGAGCCAUUAGAGCUAGCCAGGAUGUACAACGCUGAAUUCGCUGCACUAGCUAAUCGAUUGCAAUACCGGUUACCAGGGUUCAAGUACACAAUAUACGACUUUCACACCUCCUUACACAUCCGUGUCUUAAAUGGCAAUAGAUUUGGAUUCAAGGAGAGUGAAACAGCAUGUUGUGGAAGUGGACCCUUCAACGGCGGCUUCACUUGCCAGAAGGAAGGGCAUAGCUUCUCAAUUUGUAGCAAUCCAGCCGACUAUUUAUGGUUCGAUGCAGGGCAUACUACCGAUAGAGCUAACGAGCAAUUCGCGAGUGAAUUUUGGUUGGGAGGACCCAACGUCGUUGCUCCUUGUAACUUGCAGACUUUCUUGGCCAUGAGUUGAUUAAACCUCCUCACAUAGCUCGUUGCAACUGAUCAAGCAAAGGUCCACUUGCUCUUUUAAACCUCCUACUAUGUAGUCCCUUCAUUCGGUUAUUAGAGUCAAAUACAAAUAUAUUUUGCAAGUUUAGAAAAAAAGAAAUUUACAUUAUGCAAAGCACUAGUAUUAGUAGUAUUAGGGCAAGUAAUAGAAUAGUCGUUCAGGUGAACAUGUAGUCAUGUACAAUUGUGUCAUAUUCUUAGUCACGAGGUUUGAACCGUGAAAAAAUAUAUUCUUAAUCUACAUAUGUUAAGGGUAAUGUAACUAUUAGUUUUAGGCAGAAAUUUCGAAAGUAUACUAUUUUUUACAAAAAUUAUUUUUGUGUGUAGUUUUGAGCUGAAAAAAGAUUUAGCAGCACUAAAUUCUUGAACCAGUAAUUGAUCAUGAAGACUGGAUGGUGGGCCUCGGCAGUAUAAGAAUGGGAAAACAGAUUGGGCCAGUGGAUGUUGUACUGCAGCCCGAUGAUAUAAGCGGUCCAACCAAAAAAUGGGCUUCUGGCCCAAUAGGAUCGACAGCAUGUGAAGUACAGCAAAUGUUUAGCCCUUUUUUUUCAAUUUUAAUACAAUAACAAAGCCUUAGUCCCAAAAUUAUUUUAAUAUUUUUUUUUCAAAUUUUUUUAAUAUGAAAUGUUAAACUAUAUUCCACUAUAAAUUCAAAGCAUCUACAAAGCUAUACAAUUGCAGUGUGCUAUGUUUGAUUUAAUUUGACUUAUUUUAGACGGCAUAAGUUCAUAAACUUUAAUACGUGAAA
Molecule: messenger RNA, 1950 nt
Organism: Chenopodium quinoa (quinoa)
Lineage: Eukaryota; Viridiplantae; Streptophyta; Magnoliopsida; Caryophyllales; Amaranthaceae
Product: GDSL esterase/lipase 4-like
Exons: 5
Coding region: 46-1164 (372 amino acids)
Biological process (GO): lipid metabolic process
Molecular function (GO): lipase activity
Source: RefSeq, a predicted model, not a curated record